Molecule: messenger RNA, 3270 nt
Organism: Suncus etruscus (white-toothed pygmy shrew)
Lineage: Eukaryota; Metazoa; Chordata; Mammalia; Eulipotyphla; Soricidae
Gene: APBB2
Product: amyloid beta precursor protein binding family B member 2
Exons: 15
Coding region: 161-2431 (756 amino acids)
Biological process (GO): regulation of DNA-templated transcription
Cellular component (GO): cytoplasm; nucleus
Molecular function (GO): amyloid-beta binding; transcription factor binding
Source: RefSeq, a predicted model, not a curated record
GUCUCCAUCUUUCCUGCAUACCUGGAAGCUUCAAAAUCCCCAACUUCGUUGCUGAUGGUCGCUAUGGGAAGAGGGUCCCCGGAGACUGGCUGUCAUCCAGGCGACUCAUAUUUCAAGUUGUAACCUGUUUCCUGCAUUGUUGCUGACAUCUGGGGAAUCCAUGUCAGAAGUACUUCCAGCCGACUCCGGUACAGACCCUUUGGCGGUGUUUAUGGCCAGCAGCGGAUCCACAGACGUCUCUAAUCGAAACAGCCCGGCCACCCCUCCAAACACACUGAACCUCCGUUCCUCCCACAAUGAACUAUUGAACGCUGAAAUCAAGCACCCCGAUGGCAAGAACAACACCCCGCCCAAGUGCAGGAAAAAAUAUGCACUGACGAAUAUCCAGGCAGCCAUGGGUCUUUCCGACCCUGCAGCCCAGCCCUUGCUGGGCAGUGGGUCGGCCAACAUCAAACUGGUGAAGAAUGGGGAGAACCAACUUCGAAAGGCAGCCGAACAAGGGCAGCAGGACCCCAACAAAAACGUCAGCCCCAUGGCCACUGUCAUCCAUUUAACCUCCGAGAAGUUCGAGAGCAAAGAGGCACCACCUCUAGAGUCCUCGGACUGUGACCAGGCACAGCCAAGGAGAACCAAAAGCUUUCUCAACUACUAUGCAGAUCUGGAGACCUCGGCCCGAGAGUUCGAGCACCACCUGGGCAACCACCAGGAGGUGCUAGACGAGAAGGCCCCCGAGGACCAGGGCCCUGUGCCCACCAUUCUGGGAAAUGGAGACUUGCUACUACAGAAACCCAGCCAAGCCCAGGGUAGCCCCGAGGAUGGCCAGAUUGCCACGGUGUCAUCCAGUCCCGAGACCAAGAAGGAUCAUCCCAAGACAGGAGCCAAAACCGACUGUGCACUGCACCGGAUCCAGAACCUGGCACCUAGUGAUGAGGAGUCCAGUUGGACCACCCUGUCCCAAGACAGUGCCUCCCCUAGUUCACCGGAUGAAACAGCAGAUAUAUGGGCUGAUCACACUUUUCAGACGGACCCAGAUUUGCCGCCUGGCUGGAAAAGAAUCAAUGAUAUCGCUGGAACCUAUUACUGGCACAUACCUACAGGAACCACCCAGUGGGAGCGCCCUGUCUCUGUCCCUGAGGAGCCACAGUCCUCUCAAAAUGGGUCAUUCAGUUCAGUCACCCCAUCUCCCACCCCAGAGAACGAGAAACAGCCAUGGAGUGAUUUUGCUGUUCUGAGUGGGGGAAAGAUUAAUAGUGACAUUUGGAAGGACUUGCAUGCCGCCACUGUGAACCCAGACCCUAGCUUAAAAGAAUUUGAAGGAGCCACAUUACGCUAUGCAUCUCUGAAACUCAGAAAUGUCCCUUCUGCAGAUGAUGAUGAUUCUGGCAGCAUCAAUAGUGACCCAGAGACCAAGUGUUUUGCUGUGCGCUCCCUGGGAUGGGUAGAGAUGGCCGAGGUGGACCUGGCUCCGGGGAAAAGCAGUGUCGCUGUCAACAACUGCAUCCGGCAACUCUCCUACUGCAAAAAUGACAUCCGGGACACGGUCGGCAUUUGGGGCGAGGGCAAGGACAUGUACCUCAUACUGGAGAACGACAUGCUCAGCCUUGUGGAUCCCAUGGACCGCUCGGUGCUCCACUCACAGCCCAUCGUGAGCAUCCGCGUGUGGGGUGUGGGCCGUGACAACGGCCGAGAUUUUGCCUACGUGGCGAGAGACAAAGAUACAAGGAUUUUGAAAUGUCAUGUGUUUCGAUGUGACACUCCUGCCAAAGCCAUUGCCACGAGUCUCCACGAAAUCUGCUCCAAGAUUAUGGCAGAGCGGAAGAAUGCCAAAGAGAUGGCCAGUGGCGUUGUGCGGAAGAGGUGCGGCCUGGACGUGCCUUUGCAAGUAGAUUUUCCAACACCAAAGACCGAGCUGGUUCAGAAGUUCCACGUGCAGUACCUGGGCAUGUUACCUGUAGACAAACCAGUCGGGAUGGACACUCUAAACAAUGCCAUAGAGAGUCUCCUGAACUCUUCUGACAAAGAGGAGUGGCCGUCUGUGAACAUGAACGUUGCUGAUGCGACCGUGACGGUCAUCAGUGAGAAGAGUGAAGAGGAAGUGUUGGUGGAGUGCCGCGUGCGGUUCCUGUCCUUCAUGGGCGUUGGGAAGGACGCACACACCUUCGCCUUCAUCAUGGACACGGGGAACCAGCGCUUUGAGUGCCACGUCUUCUGGUGUGAGCCCAACGCCGGCAACGUAUCGGAGGCAGUGCAGGCUGCCUGCAUGCUGCGGUACCAGAAGUGCCUGGUGGCCAGGCCACCAUCGCAGAAAGUCCGCCCCCCUCCACCGCCUGCUGACUCUGUGACCAGAAGAGUCACAACCAAUGUGAAACGUGGGGUCCUGUCCCUCAUUGACACUUUGAAACAGAAACGCCCCGUCCCAGAGACACCCUAGCUACUGGUGAUGGAGGUUUCCAGUGACACUCGCUGAAGGUUGGUCCGCAACACAGGAGAAGCUGAACUCUGCUUUGACCUUCCUAUCUUGGCCAGUGUCUUCAGAGAAUUUCUCCUUCUCCGGAUCAGUGUUGGGACAAGCAUGUUCUCUCGUCUUGCCACUGUUGCAAGGAGCAUGACUACUUUCAUUGCCGGUGAUAUUGUGAACAGUUGGGAGGUUGCUUACUGUAAAUAUCGUGAACACAAAUUUCACAGGCCCAGGCUGAGGGGUGAAACAAGAGGGUGCACCUCCUACCUGAGAGCUGAAGCCAAACCCUCACAGUGUCCCUGACCUCUGAGGGGCUCUGUCACAAGCAAGUCCAAGCCCUACUGCACCUUGCCCCACUUCCAAUACUACAGUCAGACAGCAUACACCAGAUAUGCCAGUGAAUUGUUGUGGGGGAGAAAAAAUAGAAUGACCAAUUUGUCCAAGUGUUUCUGAAAAUGGAACCUUUGGGUGAACAGAAUCAGCCAUUGGUAUCAGGAUGGAAACCAACUAGCUGCUCUCCGUGAGGUGCUCACAACACAGGGAUGCUGUUUCAUACUGCAGCUGUUUGUGGGACAUUGAUGCAAGUGUGACUUCAAAACAGAAAUGUAGACUAAAUUUGAGGGACUUUAAAACUGAAUACACACAGAAAAAAAAAUAAGCCUUUUGAGAGGAUUUUCAAGUGGACAGUUAAUGAGAGAUAUUUGCAACGAUAAUAGUGCAUCUCCGAUGGGACAUAUUUCAAACUUCUGCCUUAUACUGUACAACGCAGCUAGAGAAUUAACACUGCACAUGGCCAUUCUCCACACAAACAA